Molecule: messenger RNA, 537 nt
Organism: Cladocopium goreaui
Lineage: Eukaryota; Dinophyceae; Suessiales; Symbiodiniaceae
Source: the annotation of a GenBank genome assembly
AUGUUACUUGCCUGCAGAUGCCUCUACAACGUGGUGGACAUUCUGCCACCAACGGCUCGCAUCAUCGUGGGUCACGGCGGCCUCUCGGUGCUUUGUGCCAAUCUGCUGAACAUCGAGUACAUCGAUGUGGCCGAGCUUACGGUCUCCACCAUUGAGCUCAUUUCGGAGGAUCAGCCAGUGCAAGUCUUAAAAGCUGGUGGUCUUCAAGCGAUUCUCACCUUCCUGGACUUCUUCCAGAUCUCAGUGCAGCGCCAAGCUGCCAAUGCGGCAGCAUUGAUGCUCCAAGCAGUGACACCGCCUGACGUGUUCGAGCAGCAUGUGAAGCCGGUGUUGCCAACCUUGGCGCAACUGUUGCAGCACUCUGAUCCGCAGGUAUUGCACUCCAUUUGUGAAUGCUGGCGAAGAGUCAUCGAUGGCUGCAUUGCUGCUCAUGAACGCCCAAAGGAAGAGCCGAGCAAUUUAGGCUCCCUGGUCUCACGUUUUGCUGCCGAAGCUAGUCUUCGUGUGAAGCUGAGAUUUUCGUUUUGGUCGAUUUAG